This is a messenger RNA of Bactrocera tryoni, 2371 nucleotides long. RefSeq names its product endophilin-B1 (gene EndoB). The record is from RefSeq and is a predicted model, not a curated record. Gene Ontology annotation, molecular function: protein binding. The transcript has 8 exons. Gene Ontology annotation, cellular component: cytoplasm. Lineage: Eukaryota; Metazoa; Arthropoda; Insecta; Diptera; Tephritidae. The coding region runs from base 167 to 1327 and encodes 386 amino acids.
GACAUACACCAAAUUUUUAUUUUCUUAUUGGACUCUAUUGGAUAUCUUUGCUAGAAAAUCCAAAUUCAACGGAACAAAUAUAAGAAUAAAUCAGAAAAUAUUAAAAAAUAAUUAUAAAAGUAGUGCACAGACGUUUUCCAUCCGCAAAAAGACCGUAUUGAGCAAAAUGAAUAUAAAUUUACCAAAUUUCAAUGUAAAAAAUCUGGUGAAGGAGGCGGGAAGUACUCUGUCCAGAGUGGUGCAGCUAACGGAAGAAAAACUCGGCACUACAGAGCGCACCGAGUACGAUAAUGAAUUCCAGAAUUUAGCUGAACGCGCCGAUAUAACCAAAACGUGGACAGAGAAAAUAGUACGUGAUACCGAGACAGUAUUAAUACCCAAUCCACAAAAUCGCAUAGAAGAUUUUAUUUUUGAAAAAAUCGAAAAAACUAAACCACAACGACUGAGCAACUUGGAGCAUUUGGCUUUAGGUAUGAUAGAGGCCGGUGGAGAUUUCGGUCAAGAUUUACCAUACGGUCAAGCUUUAAUAAAAGUUGGUCAAGCCGAACAGAAACUGGGACAAUGCGAACGAGAUUUUAUUGCAUCCUCCGGCAUAUGUUUCACUCAACCUUUGCGUAAAUUCUUAGAGGGUGAAAUGAAAACAAUAACGAAGGAGCGCGGUAUAUUAGAAACCAAACGACUUGAUUUGGAUGCUUGCAAAAAUCGGGUUAAGAAAGCUAGAAGCAUGUUAGGACAACAGGCGAAAGAUGGUGUCUCCCCAGAGGCAGUACUUGAGCAGGCCGAACGUGACUUGCGUGUCGCACAGGCGGAAUUCGAUCGUCAGUCAGAGAUUACCAAAGUAUUACUUGAGGGCAUCAGCACUUCACAGGCAUCUCAUUUAAGACAUUUACAUGCAUUUGUUGAAACACAGGUGCGUUAUUACAAGCACUGCAUGGAUGCAAUGAACAAUUUGCAACGCGAUUUGGCCAAACUACGUCCCGCAAAGCCACGACUACGCAUAAACAGCGAAGAUGUGGAUGGGCCUCCCAACACCGUAUUGCUUUCAAAUAUCCAUGCAACGCUUAACAGUAACGAAACACAUGAAGUUAAUGAAUUCAGUGAUAAUGAUGAUUUAAAUAAUUCAACAACACAAAUUUUAGAACAAUAUGAUAUUGAAUUUGAUACCAGUGCUAUAACUUCAGUAAUAUUCGUAACUGAAUGCUCACCUGUGAAUCCGGAUUACAUGUAUGGCAAGCAGGGCUUAUUGAAGGGACUGGUACCACGCGCUUUUCUCGAAAUGCUCGAUAACGAAGGAAAUGACACGUAUGCAGGCAAUAAUGAUUAUUAAGAAAACGUCUGAUAAUAGCAUUUAAAGUGCAAUAGUUCACUUAUGCAAAGCAAAAAAAAAAUGUACACCACACGUUCCAUAUGUUUAAAAAAGCAAUGUUAAGGAAAUCCACAAAUACUCAUAAAAUUUAUUUAAUUUAUACCUAUUUAUUUAGCGUUGCGUAAAAUGCAGAAUACAAGCAAAGAACUAACAACAUAGACGGUAUAUACAAAUAGCAAUGUUAAAUUGACCUAGAAAUUGCAGUACAAUAAUAUAAAAAUAAUACAAAAAAUAAAUAUAUAAAUCGAAUAACACCGCUACAAAAUGAAAAAAUUAAUAAUUUUUAAAAUGUGCAAUAAUAUGUUGCGAGCAAAAUAUGUUGUAGAAAAAUUGCUUAAAGACGGUCCAUUGUUAUCUAGAACUGUUGUAGCGGCUAAGUUUGCUAAACAAUAAAUCCAGUAGUAACGAGUGGUACAAUAAUUCGGCUAUAAUGCCUGUUGUUAUAAACUACGAACCGCACGAUAAUCACAAUUACAACAUACGUAUUAAUACACAGAGUUAAUAUUUCAUUUUUAGAAAAUUCUUCAAGUCGGCGCAGCAUUUGUAUGCAUAUAUAAAAUAAACACGAUUUAUAUUUUGAUUUUUUAGUUAUAAGUUUCAUUGUAUUGUUUUAGUUUAGUUUAUAGUGUCUUCCAGUACCAGAAAUCUUAUAAAAAACAUGCCAGUAAUUUGGUUUUAAUUGUUAUUAAAGAAUCUCCACACCUUCUUAACUAUAAUUGAAGCAUUGGUAUUUUAAAAGAAAAAAAUUAAAAGACUAUUUGUUUAUGUGAAAAAGGUUUUAUUAUAUGUAUGUAUAUUUUUAUAUGUUUUUUGUUGGAAGAAAAAAAUAAUAAUUGUGUUAAUUUUAAGUUUUUUUUUUGUUUUGUAUAAUUUUGCAACUUUGCGGAACUGUAACAAACUAAGAAUCCCCAAAAACAAAAUUAAAUUUACAGUUCUUAAAGCUACUGGCUGAUCGUCAAUUGAAAAUCCAUCAAAUUACAAAUAAAUUCAGCAAGCUAAUUUAAA